AUGAAGGGUGUUAGCAUUUUGUCUACAGUCUCAGCACUGCUUGCUGUCGCGAGUGCUGCCCCGUACCCCGUCGCCGAUGGCAUCCGUGUCAACGGAGACUCUCCUGAAAGUAACCGGGAUUUUAAGCGAGGAAAGGAGCAGGAUGUUUCGGACAGUGUUCGAAUCACGCGCAGCAACCGGGACUUCAGUGUCGAUCCUGAUGGUACCCGAGUCACAAAGCGAUCUAGGGAUCAGGAUGUGACGGACAGUGUUCGCAUCACACGCAGCAACCGCGAUUUCAGUAUUGACCCUGAUGGUACCAGGGUCACUCGCGGCAACCGAGACUUCAGUAUCGACCCUGAUGGUACCCGAGUCACCAAGCGAAGUAGGGAUCAGGAUGUGUCGGACAGCGUUCGCAUUACGCGCAGCAACCGCGAUUUCAGUAUCGAUCCUGACAACCGGGACUUUAAGCGAGGAAAAGAUCAGGACGUUCCAGACAGUGUCCGCAUCACCCGUCGCAACCGAGACUUUGGCAUCAAACCAGACAGUGUUCGAAUCACUGCCGACAACCGAGAGAGCGAGGUGAACCCCGAUGGCACCCGUGUUACAAAGAGAGGCAAGGAGCAAAAUGACGCGGAUAACCGAGACUUCUGA
Messenger RNA from Pochonia chlamydosporia 170, 633 nucleotides. RefSeq lists its product as hypothetical. The record is from RefSeq and is a predicted model, not a curated record. The transcript has a single exon. Lineage: Eukaryota; Fungi; Ascomycota; Sordariomycetes; Hypocreales; Clavicipitaceae. The coding region runs from base 1 to 633 and encodes 210 amino acids.